GUAAAUAUUAAAUACAAUAAACCACGUUAUUAAAAUAAUUAAUAAAAAUGUGCUUCCUCGUGACCGUAACUUUGAUGACCUAUUGCUUGCGAAAAGCAACGACAGGAAGUUGCGUGAUGGAAUUGUGCGUGUUAACAUUCAUAAUUACCUUACCACUGGUGGUACUCUCCAUUGCUCUGUACUUGGCGUUACCGUAUUUCGUAGAAGAUGAAAAUUCCAAGAAGAUGCUCCUUGGCGAAGGCAUCGAAUGCGAUGGGGAACUCCCAGAACUCAAGGGAAUCUGCAAUCCCGAGCAAUUUACAUCAAAAUGUAACGGUCUUCGAUUUCGCGAUGGUACUAUAGGACAACAACUCAUUAAAGAUCAUAAUGAAUUAGAAAUUGAUUACGAUGCAACUUCAGACGAAUGCGAAUGCGACGGAACUAGAGUCAUAGGGCUUAUAGAAAAAAUCUACCCGGACGCCCUUCAAUUCAAGUUCAAAUGCAGCGGUUUGAAUUUCGGCGAAAACAUGGGCGUACUUCUUAGCGAAUGCUUCGACGCGGCCGAGCCCAUACCAGAAAAGUACUACAUAACGAGUAAGUCCAGGUAUUGGUGCGAGAAUAACAUAAUACACUCUAUUGUAAGCUUUAAAGAAAUCACCGAAAACACAGGCAGCAUCAUGGUUUUAGAGGCGGAUCCUCCAUUGCCGGAGCCUUGUUUCUUCAAUUACGAAGACCGAUUGCCGAAGGAGGACGAUUAUUUCUACGUGGAGGAGCACUUUCGGCCCGAUGCCGAGCACGUGCUGGUCGGAUGGAGGAUUCGAGACAGGCAUUCGAAAGUACCCUUCCAGGAAAUACCUGUACUGAGCUAUUGCAUACCUGGAUAUCCUUCUGCCAUCAUUUUUUCUCGGCUCAACAACUUUUUCACCGGUUUUCAAAAGGAUUGCUCCGCCGACGAACGUCUCGGGGACGUGAUAGUUCCCUACAGCAUGUUCCUGGACAAAAUUCGCAGGAUCUAUCCUAAUGUCGAGUACAAAAGCAACAAAGCCGUACGCAUAAUAAAUAACGCGGAAUAUGACGAUGAAUAUGAUGAUGAAGAUGAAUAUGAAGACGCAAAUUGAAAG
Messenger RNA from Phyllotreta striolata, 1100 nucleotides. The record is from the annotation of a GenBank genome assembly. NCBI's taxonomy places the organism in Eukaryota, Metazoa, Arthropoda, Insecta, Coleoptera, Chrysomelidae.